AUGCAAGGCAUCGGCGACGCCUCUCCACACACACCCGAGUCAGUCGCUUCCUGGAUCAGGUCAUUUCCCUUGGACCCUCUCGAAUACGAGAUCGACACGACCGGCAAGAGCACACGAAAGUCCGCCUCCAAAACCUACCGCAUAUGGGGAGACCUUGACGAGAAAGGUAUCAGAGUCGUCCAUGACCAAACCCUGAACGGGAGAAUCUCUGCAUCUCUCAGAUCUCAGCAGUCGUCGUUGAGCAAGGGAGUCACUCCCUUCAUGGAGGAAGAUCUGAGAGUGGCACGGCGUAGUGCUCGAAGAACCACUGUUGAGGCUGAGAUUCAUCUACGUGGUGUCAUGAGGUCAAACUUCUUCGAUUGCUCUACCGACGCCAUCAAUUCCCGGCUUCCCAGUCACCUCCAUGGCAAGUGGAAGCCGUUCUCAGGCGAGGAGAGCGACCGCCUUUAUUGGGUCUUCAUGCGCAACGGUAUAGCCAUUGCUAUCAUCGAGGUGAAGAUGUGCACCGAUCUAACGACAUCUGGCGAAGGUGCAGUGUCUCAGACCGACGACCGUGACCACCCACCAACAGAAAAGGUUGAACUUUGUUCGAGGCCGCAAGGUGAUACAGCUGAGAGGGGAGGGGCCCAAAGCGACGCAAGUCACAGCGACCAGUCCCAGGCCGAUAAGAAGGAGCAUUCGGACAGUCAUCAUGUGCCGGACAAUGAGAACGAGCUGGAUGAGGAAAUCUCUGUGCAUCGGCCGCUAAAGUUGGAGCGACUGUUGAUGGCGUGCAGGCAGGACGGGGGCUUGAAGCUCAUUCUGGCCAGUGGGACAGGAAAAGAUGGUAAAGUCCGGCCCGCCUUGCGCAUUGUGGACCAAGACGGGACUAUCGUGCCGGAAAUGACGUACUGGGCAAAGGAAAUAUCCCAGGUAAGCUCAGAGAACUACUACGACUUGCUAUGA
Cryptococcus wingfieldii CBS 7118 is the source of this 945-nucleotide messenger RNA. RefSeq lists its product as hypothetical. Lineage: Eukaryota; Fungi; Basidiomycota; Tremellomycetes; Tremellales; Cryptococcaceae. The record is from RefSeq and is a predicted model, not a curated record. The transcript has a single exon. Bases 1 to 945 code for a protein of 314 amino acids.